CAAUUCUGGACGACGGUCUGUGCACACCAUAUUCAUGCCCUUCCUCGCAUAUGUCGACGCGCCGGCGACUUCACCGACGGCUACAUGAUUAUAAUGGUGGUAGGAGAUAGCAGAACGUAACGCGUAUAGAUAACGGUGCCGACGUCGUGGGGAAGGAGAUUGUGAUGUGCACGUGAAGCUGGAAUCAGUGCCGUGAAGGCAGCGAGGAGACGAGGUUCGUCGGCUGAUUGUCCGAUCCCUCGGGACACGAGAAAGUUCCUUACUGAAGACUGGGAUUCGCGACCGUCCGCAGAGUCGCUCCGGCUUAUCGUAACUUUGGUGAAUUUAGUAGUGAUCAUGGAUAGAACACGACUUACGUAUGUCACAACUGCCGCCGUGGGCGUCGGCACGGCGGUUUUCUUCAUCUGGUGGUGGUGGAAUAGAAAACAAAAGCCUCAGCCACCGUCGAAAUGGCGAAAAGUCGGAGAACUGAGCGACUUGAUCGUGUACCCGGUCAAAUCACUCGGCGCAGUUCGCAUGACAGAGAUGGAAUGCACGGUAUUAGGACUGAAGUCCGGUUGGUUGAGAGAUCGGACGUUGCUCGUCAUCGAUCUCGAGGGGCGAUUUCUCACUGCUAGACAACAGCCUAAGAUGGUCAAUGUAUCACCUAGUAUUUCCGGUUCUGUGCUUACGCUUCGCGCUCCAGGCAUGAUGUCGAUGUCGGUGGACCUAUCCCAACUCCGCGGCAAAAGUUUCCGAGUUGCUUUGUGGGGUCAAGCGGUACCGGCACGAGAUUGUGGUGAGGAAGUUGCCCGAUGGCUGUCACGCUUUAUCCUUCAGGAGGAUACUGGUCUUAGAUUGGUCUACUAUCCAUUAGAUCAACCGGCGAGAACAGUGAGGCAGAGAAAUCAUAAAAUCUUUCCAUUGGAAGAAGCACAAGAUUUGGGAGCCUAUCCAGAUGAAACAGCCUACAGUCUGAUCAAUGAAACUUCAAUAGCAGACCUUAAUAGCCGAUUGGACGAACCAGUCUCGCCACAGCAAUUUCGCAUGAAUUUCGUGGUCAAGGGUGCCACUGCUUAUGAAGAAGAUAAAUGGGACUGGGUGAAAAUCGGCAGUGUGAUUAUGAGAAACGUUAGGCCCUGCACAAGAUGUAUCUUUACUACGAUAGAUCCAGAAACCGGCACGAAAAAUGCUAAUGUGGAACCUCUGAAGACUUUGAAAAGUUACAGACAGAUAACGGACCCGCAGAUUCGACCCGCGGUUGGCGAUAGUCCAGUGAUGGGAAUUCAUCUUGCAUUGCGAGGACCAGGCGGGGUAAUCCGCUUGGGUGAUCCAAUUUACGUGGGCAUCCCAGAUGAGCCACCACCGACUUUGGUUUCACCUUCCUAGCUAUACCGUUGGGACUCCUGCGAGAUUUCAGAAUACGAACUCGACACGGAGUCAAUGGUAGAGGAAUUGGUCAGGUAUCAGAAAACGGAGUGUGAAAAUCAAAGUCCUGAAUCAACGACGUAAUAUUGAUAAAGACGUUAUAUACGCGCAAGUGUAUGCACAUAACAUCUAUAGCUGGGAAUAAAUAAUCUAUCAGAUUAGUGGUAAGAAUUAUAAGAUUAUAAGACUUAUAAAAUUGUUAGUGAUAUAACUGUUAUCUUGCGAAAUGAUGAGUUUUGUGCGGAUCUAAUUCUAUAUGAGACCUAGAUCAAUAUUUAUAUCAUACAGAAAUAAAAUCAUAACAGCGCGCGUCUAAAGAUUCAGAAUUUUGCCGUAUUAUCAAGAAGAAGUCAGCAUUUGCUUCGUGAAUAUCAUUUAUCUAAAAUUAUUAAUCAUCAGAAAUAGAAAUGGACUUAAAUUUUUUCUGAAAUACACAUAUACAAAAUUUUCUUUAAAUAAUUUUUGUGAGAAAGUAAUCAUUUUCGAAUUAAUAUUUCAAUACUAAUACGUGCGCGCGCAUUAUGAAGUGAUUAUAUUGUAUACGCCUUUACAAUAUGAGUUCUGGGCUUCAUAGUCCCUUUUUAUAUUUAAGUUCGUUUCAAGUACAAUUAUAAAAUGUCAUAAACCAAUCAGAGCUGUAUUAGAAAUUAUUUAAAACUAUCUUGAAAUAAGAACGAAUUAUGAAUGCCGGUUAUAAACACGAUACGUAGGUGGUAAUUCGUGUAUAUUGCUCAAUAUAUAUUCAUUUGUAAAAUUAAGAAACAAAUAAUGAUAACGAAUAAUUGUUCUACUCCGCUUUAUUUAAGCUCAUCACGUUAUAACAUUUUUUGUUGUUGCGCUGAUCUGAUCCGCAAAUUCUGUCAGGACGUAAUGGUAUUCGUCAAUUUUAUUAAUAUCUGCAUCACAUAUUUUUCUAAUAAUAUUUUUGUACUACAAAAAAAUUUGAAUAAAUUAUUGAUGCGUUUUCAAUAAUAUUUAUAUAUGUAUAUUUAAAUGAUAAUAUAGGUACACUUGUGUAUUUCUUGAGAUUCAGGCAGUAAAUAUUUCUUCUGUUUAUACGGUAUUUUUUUUACACGCGGUCUCAGUUUUAGGCAGUUGAAAGUAUAUAUCCUUUUACUUGUUAAAAUUAUUCUAUCACUAAACCAAAAAUU
Molecule: messenger RNA, 2558 nt
Organism: Solenopsis invicta (red fire ant)
Lineage: Eukaryota; Metazoa; Arthropoda; Insecta; Hymenoptera; Formicidae
Gene: Marc
Product: mitochondrial amidoxime-reducing component 1
Exons: 5
Coding region: 337-1368 (343 amino acids)
Molecular function (GO): catalytic activity; pyridoxal phosphate binding; molybdenum ion binding
Source: RefSeq, a predicted model, not a curated record